AUGAGUGGUGGUGCAGCAGCAGCAUCAGCUCCACGUAAACAAGCAGUUGAUAAUGCCAGUAAUUCAAAAGUAGUGACAGUAGUUGCAACACGUGGCCGUGGCAAUGAAAUAUCUGAAGAAAUAUCUUAUACAGAUACAAAAGUUAUUGGUAAUGGAUCAUUUGGAGUUGUAUAUCAAGCUCGAGUUGUACAUUCAAAUGAGCAAGUGGCUAUAAAAAAGGUUUUACAAGAUAAAAGAUUUAAAAAUCGAGAACUACAGAUUAUGCGACGACUUGAUCAUCAAAAUAUUGUUCAAUUAAAAUAUUUCUUCUUUUCAUCUGGUGACAAAGUAAAUCAGAAAGAAGAAGUUUUCUUAAAUCUUGUACUUGAAUUUAUACCUGAAACGGUCUAUCGUGUCGCACGUCAUUAUACAAAACAAAAGCAAACCAUUCCGAUACUUUAUGUCAAAUUGUAUAUGUAUCAAUUAUUUCGUGCAUUGGCUUAUAUACAUUCAUUUGGUAUUUGUCAUCGGGACAUUAAACCUCAAAAUUUAUUACUCGAUCCGGAAUCAUCCAUAUUAAAAUUAUGCGAUUUUGGAAGUGCCAAACAAUUAAUUAAAGGUGAACCAAAUGUUUCAUAUAUAUGUUCACGUUAUUAUCGUGCACCGGAAUUAAUUUUUGGCGCCAUUGAUUAUACAUGUUAUAUAGAUGUUUGGUCAUCUGGAUGUGUUUUUGCUGAACUUCUUCUUGGUCAACCAAUAUUUCCGGGUGAAAGUGGUGUUGAUCAAUUAGUCGAAAUAAUCAAAGUAUUAGGUACACCAAGUCGUGAACAAAUCCGACAAAUGAAUCCGAAUUAUCAAGAAUUUCGUUUUCCUCAAAUAAAAGCUCAUCCAUGGAAUAAGGUUUUUCGUAAUCGUACACCACAAGUGGCAAUUGAACUUGUAUGUCGUUUACUUGAGUAUACGCCAGCUACACGAUUAACACCACUUGAAGCUUGUGCACAUACAUUUUUUGAUGAAUUACGUGAUCCUGAUACGCGAUUACCAAAUGGAACCCUUCCACCACUUUUUAAUUUUAGCCAAUUAGAAUUAAAUAUAAAUUCAACGCUCAAUUCACGUUUAAUUCCUCCGCAUAUGCAAGGUCAACAAACAGUAGCAGCUAGUAGUAUUGCUGGUUCAUCAUCAAAUUUAGCAGCAACUAAUGCAUCAGCUACAGGUGGUAAUACAACAGGAGUAUCGGUGACAACAUCAAGUAUUAAUGAAAAAUCGAUAACACCAUCAAAUAAUACUCCACCAUCAUCCGUUGUGCCAACAGUAGCAGCAUCAGGAAUAACAGCAACAAAUUUGAAUGGACCUGGAGAAAAUGAUGCUAUGAGUAGUCUUGAUGAACAGACAACAACAAGCGGUGAUUCAAUUAAUAAAGAUCGUCCUUAA
Molecule: messenger RNA, 1410 nt
Organism: Adineta steineri
Lineage: Eukaryota; Metazoa; Rotifera; Eurotatoria; Adinetida; Adinetidae
Source: the annotation of a GenBank genome assembly